UGAAAGCUGUUUGUUGCGUGUAACCAAACGCACCAGGCGACGACGGGCGGCGAGUGCGGCGAGGGGGGCGCGAAUGUCAAAAACUCACUUCUCCACGGCGGCCACCACGACGCCACUUAUUGUUAUAUUUUAAAUUAUUAUAUAGUGCCUAUAACUACAGUCCGCGUUUUAAUUAUCUUCUUACAAGUCAAGCAAAGACCCUAAACAAUGGUCCUUCGAGCCUAAAAAGUAAAAAGUUGCGAUUCUUCAAGAUUAUAGAAAAUACUUGUUGAAGGCGGAAAACCGUUACUACUACGAGAUACGUCAUCUUGAUCCUGAUCAUCGGCGAGUUGGUGAAAUAUCGCAAAGAAUACCAGCGAUAAAACGACGAACCUUUCUACUGCAUCUUCGUGUCGUCACUCGACCGCCAAACACCGCCGGCAGGACAGAGAACUGCGAGAAUUUUCUAGAAAUCAAAUCGUGACGUCAUCAACAGUCGGCGUCAUCAUCUAGGACGUGUGGAAUGUGGAAGUCACCUUAGUGGAAGGACAUUCAUUUUGUGAGUUUGUUCCAAUACAUUUCCUUCAGUUUCCUUUCCUUCUGCCUUAUAAUUUCAUUUUAUAUACGUAUUUUAUUUCCAUCUUGUCACUAUUUGAUUUGGAAGGUAACUAUUAACUGAAGUCAUAACGUAAUAACAUCAUUAUCUAUUUAGAUACUUCCUUUCAAACAGUAAACAAUUAUAAGUUGUGAUAAAUACAUUAGUAGGUAUACAUACAUAGUGAGUUCGAACGGCCUGCCGGCACAGUCACAGCUGAUCUAUUGUAUGCGCGACGACGUCAUUACGCAUCGUCGAUGCAGCACUUCUUAUAUUACUUUAAUUGAUUCAUAAUAAUUUGCGUCGAACAACAAAUUAUAACUUUGAACAGAACAUAAAUUAAGAGUAUACAUAAACAAUUUAACCAUGAGUGAUAAAGAGCAGUUAGACAAGCUUCUAAAAAGGCGUAGAACAAUAAAAGCGAAAGUUACUAGCUUUGAAAACUACUUAAAAUUAUUACUCAGUUGUGAAAAAAUAACAGACUUACAACGUAUCGAUUUAGAUGGACGUUUUAGUAAAUUCAUUGAUGUAUACCCAGAGUUUGAUAAAUUACAGACGGAGAUUGAGAUCCUGAGUGACACUCCGGACGUGAUGUUCUCCUACCGCGAGCAACUAGAAGCGCAGUAUCAUACAUUGGUGGCGCAGGCUCGCAUCUUACUGGAGAAGGUGCUGGAGCCGCAGCUUCAAGGAGGGUCUGACCGGUUCCACGAUGCGGAUGCAGAGCCAGUACCGAGUACGUGUCUCUUCUACAACAAAGAAUCAAAUGGCAAUCCUCUUCAAGUGACCUCAAACUGGGCGCACUAGUACUGAUAAAGGAUAAGUCGCUACCACCGCUCCUAUGGUUCCUGGGACGAGUUGUGAACAUUUAUCCGGGCAGCGACGGCAUUACUCGAGUCGCCGAUCUGAAGACUAAGAAAGGAACAGUACGUCGGGCAUUCAACAACAUAUGCCCUCUCCCACUUCAUUGAAGCACUUCAACCCGGGGAGGAUGUUGCGUGUAACCAAACGCACCAGGCGACGACGGGCGGCGAGUGCGGCGAGGGGGGCGCGAAUGUCAAAAACUCACUUCUCCACGGCGGCCACCACGACGCCACUUAUUGUUAUAUUUUAAAUUAUUAUAUAGUGCCUAUAACUACA
Pectinophora gossypiella (pink bollworm) is the source of this 1711-nucleotide messenger RNA. RefSeq lists its product as uncharacterized. Bases 941 to 1378 code for a protein of 145 amino acids. The transcript has 2 exons. Lineage: Eukaryota; Metazoa; Arthropoda; Insecta; Lepidoptera; Gelechiidae. The record is from RefSeq and is a predicted model, not a curated record.